CGAUACCAAAACCUCUCACAUUUUGGUACUAAAUUGACCUUGACGAGCAUUUUCUGUGGUUUUAUUAGAAAGCUCGACGUCUGUUUUGGUAGUCUCCUUUUUUUCGCGAGAAUUUGCGGCCUUUUAAAGGAUUUGUUGGAUUUCGCCUGAGUAACUGAAUUUCUAACUACUCCAGGAUUUGCGAAAAUUAAGAAAGGAUCCGCUUUAUAUAUCGGUUUUUCGUACCAGCUGGUAUUUUACUCUGUUUAGUUUCUUGAGAGGCUUUCACUGCGGUUGGUUUUUCGCUUGUUUCUCUUUAACGACAAGUGUCUAAUCAAUAUUUUUGGUAUCAUAAAAAAUGGGUGCUCCACCUCCUCCACCUCCUCCGGCGCCGGCUCCUGCAGCAGCAGCACCUCCACCGCCUAUAAACAAUGACCGUUCGGCUCUGCUUAGUUCAAUUCGUCAAGGUACAAAGUUAAAAAAGGCUGUCACGAAUGACCGGUCAGCCCCUACCGUAGGCGGCGGUUCCACAAGCAGCUCUGGGGGUGCUGCACCACGACUUGCUUCAGCACCAAAGGUCCCAAGUAUUCCUAGCAAUGGUGCCAGUGCACCUCCUGUUCCUACAGCCGGCGGACCACCUGGUCUCGGGGGUUUGUUUGCUGGGGGCAUGCCCAAGUUACGACACGUUGGCGGCAAUUCUGCUGCACCGAAACCGGCGAAAGCCUCGGAAACACAUGCACAUGCACCUGCACCUGCAAAGGCUUCUCCAAUGCCACCGAGGUUGCCGCACUUCCGGCCUUCUGUUCCAUCUCCAUCUGCCCCAGCACCCCCGAUUCCUUCUUACUCUGCACCUCGGGUGCCUUCGCGAGAGUUCUCCUCUUCUUCAAUGUCAGCUCCGUCUGCUCCCCCUCCUCCUCCUCCUCCAAUGCCUAGUUCUUCUGUCCCCCCAGCUCCUCCGACUGCUCCGGCGCAUCCAGCUCAUCCAGCUCCCCCGCCUGUUUCUGCACCUCCUUUGCCUCCAUCGGUGCCGAGUCCUCCCUUGCCGAGCACUAGUUCAACGAGAGUGAAUUCUUCAGGUUCAUUCGACUUGCAGACUGCACGAGUCCUAACUUCGUCUCCGCCUCUCUCGUCUCCUCCCCCACCGCCUCCUGUACCCUCUUCUCGCACUAGCUUGCCGGCAAACUCGGCCGCUUACACACUGCAAAAACGAGCUCAAGCUGUGAAGGAAGACGGACGCUUCUCAUUCAAGCCGGAGGAGUACUUACCUCCUGCUCGUCCUUACAGAGGAGUUCCCAAGGUGUACCGUGGAGGAUCGGGUUCAACAGUGCCACUAAGACUGUCUAACUAUGAUGCGUGAGUGCGCGUUACCUCUGCGUUCAACCGUUUCCCUUUGUGGUUUCUUUCUGUUUUUGUUGAUUAAACCAAUAGACAAGUGCUUCACUUACACUGGUUUGCCUAGUGAUGAUCUUGCUCUCGGCGACAUCAUUCUCAUUUCGCCCACUGGGCAUCGAGUGAGGCAGGCAAACAUCGUGUCUUCUUACCCUUUUAUGACUUCAUUUACUCUACUUGUUGAAUGUCGCAGUAACUAAUUUCGAAAAGAAAAAAAAAUGAAACGAUAAAUUGAAUUAACAUUGAAUCAAUACAUAGCGUGAGAUGGUACAGAGAAUUAGGUGAGAUACACGGAUUGCCACGGAAGC
Molecule: messenger RNA, 1676 nt
Organism: Schizosaccharomyces japonicus yFS275
Lineage: Eukaryota; Fungi; Ascomycota; Schizosaccharomycetes; Schizosaccharomycetales; Schizosaccharomycetaceae
Product: verprolin
Exons: 1
Coding region: 338-1336 (332 amino acids)
Cellular component (GO): old growing cell tip; actin cortical patch; medial cortex
Molecular function (GO): actin monomer binding; actin binding
Source: RefSeq, a predicted model, not a curated record